Molecule: messenger RNA, 956 nt
Organism: Zeugodacus cucurbitae (melon fly)
Lineage: Eukaryota; Metazoa; Arthropoda; Insecta; Diptera; Tephritidae
Product: lectizyme
Exons: 1
Coding region: 51-896 (281 amino acids)
Biological process (GO): proteolysis
Molecular function (GO): serine-type endopeptidase activity
Source: RefSeq, a predicted model, not a curated record
AACAAUUGGAUUAGCACCGUAAUUAGCUCCAAACUAUUUAAAAAGCAACGAUGAAGUACUGCUUGCUUGGACUUUUGCUCGUCGGCGCGGUAUACGCCAAACCAAACACUUCAGUUUAUGAAGAUUUGCCCGCGGCUAAAAAUUUCCUACCCGAAUCACGUAUUGUCGGCGGUGAACUCGCGCCUAAAUCGUUGGCCACUUCGUAUUUGGUUUCGCUGAGCGCAUCUUCCGUCGCUUACGCACAUGUCUGCGCUGGUGCCAUCAUUGCCAAGGAAUGGGUGCUGACGGCGGCGCAUUGUCUGAAGGAAUUGGGUAAUUCAACUGCUGAAAUUGUUGGCCUGCCGGUCUAUGCCGGUUUAAAGGAUCGUUCCAAUGUGGAGAAUGCACAAGUACGCAAUAUUGAUUUUGCUUUCACACACAAACAAUUCGAUGCCAGUCACGAAGACUCACCCGAUCUAGCGCUAUUGCACGUAUCGCCAGGUUUCCACUUCAGUGCCAAUGUGAGUGCCGUAUUUUUGCCACACCGCAACGAGGUAUACGCUAACAAAACCGGUGUGACCUAUGGCUGGGGUUUAACUAAUCCUGAGGCAACCACAUAUGUCCAGGAAUUGCAAGUGGCCCGUUCGGAGGUGUUGUCCAAGGCGCAGUGCAGUGAACAAUUGCCAGCCGAUGCGCCACUGGGUGCUAAUCAAAUUUGCGCCAAGACCUCAGCUUGUUUGGGUGAUGGUGGCAGUCCAUUGGUGCACGAAACGAAAGGAGGCUCUGAGUUGGUGGGUAUUACCUCGUGGGGCUACCUGCCAUGUGGUGUCAACGAUCGUCCGACGGUCUACACUGAGGUUUCACGGUUUAUUAAGUGGAUUGUGGAUGUACAAUCGGCGUACUAUAUCUUGCAUUAAAUGAGUUGUGUUGUAUUUCAUUAAAAUAAAAUUGUUGUUGUAUAUAAAUGUGUUUAACAA